AUGACCACCGGUAUAGAUACUGAAGUUAAAGAGUCAGUUGAGGAGAAGCGGUUGCCCCAGGUGGAUGGGUCGUCCGCGAGACAGAAGGCAAAGGCCGAGAAGAAGAAAAAGCAGAGGCAGAAGGAGAAGAAGAAAAAAGAGAAGGAGAAAGAGAAAGAGGAGAAAAAACAUGGAUGUGUUAAUGAUGUUGAAGAAGAAGUUCAGGUUGAACAUGCCGGGGGAGAGCAGCCGCGUGACGGAAAGCUUGAGAAGACUGAUACUAACAGACAAGGCAUUGGCUGCUCUACUAAUGUAUCAGGGGUGUUUGUUGUGCAUGGAGAUCGUGGAGCUUCGCAGUCGGAGCCCCAGCCAAAACAACAGCCAAAGAAGAACGAGGAACAGGGGGAAUUCCAGCACUCUCAAGAGCACGAGCACGAGAAUGAAUAUCAAUAUGACUAUGGUCGUGAAGAGGGACAUCAGGAAAGCCAUGAGAAUAGACUCAUAUGCCGUGUCCAUAGUCGCAUGUUGUGUCAGUUCAACGCCGCGUGCUGUGUACACAAACCCCCAGUCGAGUGUGGCUGCCCCCUUCGUGCAUCCUGCUGCUGCAUACAUCAUGCGGGUGAUUGCUGUUAUUGCCGGACCGAUGAGAAUGCAGGAGCAGUUACACAAGACUCAGACGACUCAAAGACACUCUCUGCUGCCGCAUCGGUCGCUGGGCCUUACACGCCUCCUACUCCUCCGAUCAGCACCCCACCCCCGGCCAGCGAAGCGAUUGACAAUACUGAUGCUCCUCGCACAGGAGACCCAACCGAAACGCCCAUAGGCUCACCAGAAAACCGCUCCGGCGUUCGAGUCAUGGUGACUCCUGCAUCGCCAUCUCCUACCAGGCCCGCCUCGCCCAUCAAGAUGCUGGGAGCCAAUCCCGAAUACGGUUUGGCAGCACAGGCGAGUCUUGAGCUGUCGAAUAGCCUCCUCGAUAUGUUGGAAUCCAACCACAUGAGCGAUAUCAAGCUCACUCUGCGCUCCAUAAAUGAUCAGUUCUGGCCGAUCGUAAUGACAGCUCACAAAUGCGUCCUUGCGCGUAGUCCACUCAUUACCUCCCUCCUUGUUGGUAGGGAAUAUUAUAAUGAGGAGAUCACAGCGGUUGCGGGCGAGAACUUCAUGAUGCUCAAGUCAUGGGAGCAGGUGGUGCAUUACCUCUACGGCAAGCCUAUUAUCACACUGGAGACUCUCAAGCUCAUCACAUUGGAAGAUUUUGGUUAUGAUCCGGUACCAGCCGGCUGUGAGCCUGAGUAUCCGUUUUCCGUGCAGUUGGCGAUGCUAGAUAUGGCUAUCGGAUACGCAGUUUGCGGCGCAUUUUUCUAUCUAACCCCCGUUGUCGAUGCUGGAUUUCGUAUGGCUAUUGAUCUUCUUAGUUGGGAAACUGUUGAGCAAGUCCUUCAAUGUGGACUUCACACGUACAAGUUUACGGUUGUCAUGCCUCAGCCGCCUUGGGUUGAAGAGGUUGAAUGCCAAUAUGAGGAGUCUGGGCAUCACACCCAGGAUGUUGGUGAACAGGGCGAGUCUAUCAAAGUAUCCGAUGGCGAUGGCGAUGAAACCAGCAGCCGUGACUCUAAGCCCGACCCCGAGAGUCCACAUCCUGCUCCAGCACCAGCUCGCACAGCUCGCAGUCCAAGCUCAGACGCUAUGGCCGUCACUUCAACAAAAGGCCUCUUUCCCACCCGGGAUCUGGAAAACGACUGGUCGCGUCGUCUUGUUUACGCAUCCCUGGAUUUUGCGUUCAGGAACAUGAAGCCAGGCUUCAAGCUGUACACUGCUGCGCAGUCGACUAUUCUCCCUGAUCGUAUCCCAGAGUUUCUCAAGACCUCACCUUCGUCGGAACAACCAGCGCAAACUGCACAGACGAAGUACCGCAUUCGAAAGGCCACCGCUCAAACAAAGUCUCAUCCCCCAUCUGCCGCGGUUGCAAACAACCCUCGCCUUGCAGACGUCAAGUUCGGCUCGUUCCCUUCCUUAGGCCUCGAGCCCAUCGCCGAAGAAGUAAUCGAUGAGAGUCUCGAAAACGCAAAAGAGAACCAGACACCAGACGAGAAAGAUGAAUCCAUCGAGAGAGUAAACAAGAAAGAUCUUAACAGCCGCUCCGCCCCAGACACACCUACUCCUUCCAGCAAAAAAGCGGGAGCUGGAGCAAGCAACGAUAAAGAUGCUGGGGGUGCAGAUGAAGCCUCUCCUCCGGUCGCGACUACAGUCCCCGGGCUUGACGUUACCAUCCCCUCUGCAAUCCUGCUCACACUGGGAUUUCAUCAACUGCACCUAGCCUUCUCAAUUCUGCUCCAGCGCGGCCUCUUGAAUUCGGACCUCGCGCAUGGGAUUAUCCUUGAGAGGGAGGCUAGACGUCGGGCGGCGUUGAAAAACUAUGCGGCUUUUUUGAUCGAGAAGGCACGGAAGGAGAAUGCGUCCGGAGCUAACACUGCCACUGCAGGUGGUGCUGCUGCUGAGGGUGCGAAAAAAGGAAAAGGAAGAUUGAAAGGAAAGGCAAGAAAGGCGCAGCGACAGCAAAAGGACACCGAUGGUGCGGAUGGUGUUGAAAAGGACGCUGGUUGUGUUGAGUCUGUGAGUAUUGGUGCCGUGUAUGUCCCUGAUGAGGUGAAGGAGUUGGGUUAUCGCGAAUUUUACAGUAACCAGAUAGUCCGUGAUCGGCGUGAGGACGGAGAAGAUGAAAUUGGGUUUGAGACUGCGCUUGAGAGGGAAUGGGUUGGGUUUCGGUAUUAA
Aspergillus versicolor CBS 583.65 is the source of this 2751-nucleotide messenger RNA. RefSeq lists its product as uncharacterized. The transcript has a single exon. The record is from RefSeq and is a predicted model, not a curated record. Lineage: Eukaryota; Fungi; Ascomycota; Eurotiomycetes; Eurotiales; Aspergillaceae. The coding region runs from base 1 to 2751 and encodes 916 amino acids.